AUGCUCCCCACACUCACAGUCAUCUUCAAGGCCAUCUUUUGUCUGGAGUCAUUGGCUGCGAUGCUACAGAAUGGCAUCCUGGCCACAGUGCUGGUCAGGGAGUGGAUGCAGAGCUCGACCCCUCUGGUAGCUGACAAGCUCGUGGCCUGUCUCGCCCUCUCUCGCUUCUUCCUGCAUGGAGCAGCCCUGAUGAACAACUUCCUGGUCUUGUUUGGUUUUUGUUAUCCUGAAAACUUCACGGGCGUCUUGUGGGACUUCUUCAACACUUUCAUUUUAUGGCUUACCGCCUGGCUUGCCAUCUUCUACUGUGUAAAGGUCUCCUCUUUCUCCCACCCCAUCUUCCUGUGGCUGAAGUGGAGGUUUUCUCGACUACUUACCAGGCUAUUGUUGGGCUCUCUGAUCCUCAGUAGCAUCUCAGCCAUCAUCAUAGCCAUUGGCAACGCAAUGGCAGCUCAGUUUUCCUGGGGAAACUGCACGACAAUUUAUAAGUCAUUGGACUUCUUCCGGAAUUAUUAUUUCUCCCAUGGUGUGGUUAUGUGGCUCCCUCCUUUCCUGCUGAUCCUGUUGUCCAUCAUGCUGCUCAUGUUCUCACUGUGCCAGCAUGUAGGGCACAUGAGGGACCACAGGUCAGGGCUUCGCAAUUCCAGCAUCCAGGCUCACACCACCGUUCUGAAGUCACUGGCCUUCUUUCUUUUCUUCAAUACACUGUAUUUCCUGAACUUGAUCAUUUUUACUGUGAACAGCAUACCCAUCCAGAGCCACUGGUACUGGGUCAAGGAGGUGAUAAUCUACGCUGGCCUCACCAUACAUACCUUCAUCUUGGUAGUAAGCAGCCCUAAGCUGAGAAAGGCCCUCAAGCUGAAGUGUUAG
This is a messenger RNA of Perognathus longimembris pacificus (Pacific pocket mouse), 870 nucleotides long. Its product is annotated as taste receptor type 2 member 143-like. Lineage: Eukaryota; Metazoa; Chordata; Mammalia; Rodentia; Heteromyidae. The transcript has a single exon. Gene Ontology annotation, cellular component: membrane. The record is from RefSeq and is a predicted model, not a curated record. Gene Ontology annotation, molecular function: bitter taste receptor activity; G protein-coupled receptor activity. Gene Ontology annotation, biological process: G protein-coupled receptor signaling pathway; sensory perception of taste; detection of chemical stimulus involved in sensory perception of bitter taste. Bases 1 to 870 code for a protein of 289 amino acids.